AAUCGGACUCCAUAAAAACAGACAAUACGACAGAGACACCUCUCAAACAUCCUUUACUCGAAACUCACAAACAGUACUCACUCACUCACACCCAAACCAGCUCCUAUAAUUACAGUGAGAAACCAACCCCAUCGACGAAGCUCAAAAACCAUGGAUACAAUCAACUCCUUCAAGGGUUACGGCAAGGUGGACCCACAAGAGGAGCAGGCAUUCCGACGGAAAACCCGAAAGCGUCUCUUCAUCCUCGUCAUCUCCUCCGUCAUCCUCGUCGCAGUCAUCAUCGGCGCCGUAACCGGAACUCUAAUCCACCGCCGCAACAACUCCGCCGCCACCCCGUCCUCCACUGCCGGCUCCCCCGCCGCAGCAAUCAAAGCCGUAUGCAGCGUCACUAACUACCCCGACUCAUGCUUCUCCGCCAUCCAAUCGCUCGACGCCUCGCACAACGUAACAGAUCCCGAAGACAUUUUCAAGCUCUCUUUACACGUGGUCCUCAACGAGAUCUCCAAGAUCUCUUCGUUUCCGCAGUCAAUAAUAUCCAAAAUCAACGACGCUAAAACUAAGGCCGCGUUGGAGGUUUGCCAAACUAUGAUUGACGACUCGUUGGAUCGACUCAACGAGUCGGUUUCCUCGAUGGAUGUUAACCAAGGGGAGAAGAUCUUAUCGGUAAAAAAAAUGGGCGAUCUCAAAACGUGGCUGAGCACUUCCCUAACAGAUCACGAAACGUGCUUGGAUGCGCUAACGGAAGCGAAUUCCUCGGUUGUGUUAAAGGAAGUGAUGGGUAUUCUCCGGAAUUCAACCGAGUUUGCUAGUAAUAGUUUGGCGAUUGUUGGUAAGCUAUUGGGAUUGAUAGGUGACUUCAACUUGCCCAUUCAUAGGAAGCUGUUGUGGGGAGGGGAUUCGGGGUUUCCGGAUUGGGUGGAUCGGAGGCUACUUCAGGAGGAGACGAAUUUGGUGCCAAAUGUUACGGUGGCCAAGGACGGAAGCGGGAACUUUACGACUAUCAAUGCGGCGGUGCAGAAGGUGCCGAAGAAGAGUGUGUACAGGUUUGUGAUAUAUGUGAAGGCGGGAGUGUACGUGGAGAAUGUGAACUUGGAUAAGUCGACUUGGAAUGUGAUGAUUUACGGCGACGGGAUGAGUCAGACCGUCAUCUCCGGCAGCCGUAACUUCGUCGACGGCACUCCCACUUUCUCUACUGCCACUUUCGCUGCAGUAGGCAGAGGCUUCAUAGCAAGAGACAUUGCGUUCAAAAACACAGCCGGAGCUGCGAAGCACCAAGCCGUAGCCCUCCGUUCGGGCUCCGAUAUGUCUGUAUUCUACCGGUGCUUGAUAGACGGUUUUCAGGACACCCUCUACGCCCACUCCAACCGCCAAUUCUAUCGUGACUGCGACAUCACCGGCACCAUCGACUUCAUUUUCGGAAACGCGGCCGUUGUUUUCCAAAACUGCAACAUCCAGCCCAGGCAGCCUUUGCCCAACCAAUUCAUCACCGUUACGGCCCAAGGUAAAACUGACGUUAAUCAAAACACCGGCAUUUCGAUCCAGAAGUGUGUUAUGUCUCCCUUGGGUAAUCUGACGGCGGAUUCGUAUUUGGGCCGGCCCUGGAAGAAUUACUCUACCACUGUUAUCAUGCAGACUAACAUUGGGUCGUUCUUGGACCCUACGGGCUGGACCCCGUGGAUUUCCAAUGUUGACCCACCCAACACCAUAUUCUAUGCUGAGUACCAAAACACUGGCCCGGGUUCGAGUGUGGUUAAGAGGGUUACAUGGGCUGGGUAUAAGCCCAGCAUGACGGCGGGCCAGGCCUCCAAGUUUACGGUCCAGUCUUUCAUCGACGGUCCUAAUUGGCUGCCGGUAACAGAUGUUGCGUUUGAUUUAUCCUUGACUUGAUCGAAAUUGCUUUGGGCGGGUGACAGGUUUUUAAACCCAGUAUACGAAUUGGAGGAAAGUAGGAGCUUUUUUCUUUUGUGAUGUUUUUUUACUUUAAGUUCUUUCUUCUUACAGUUAAUUAAUUUGUAAGUUGCAACAAAUAUUCUUUCUGCUUGAAAUUCCAUCAUAAGUUUCAUGCCCAAAGUGAAUUGAGGAGAAAGUAUGUGGUGUUUACAAAA
Messenger RNA from Rhododendron vialii, 2105 nucleotides. Its product is annotated as pectinesterase 3. Bases 151 to 1887 code for a protein of 578 amino acids. Lineage: Eukaryota; Viridiplantae; Streptophyta; Magnoliopsida; Ericales; Ericaceae. The record is from RefSeq and is a predicted model, not a curated record. The transcript is spliced from 3 exons. Gene Ontology annotation, biological process: cell wall modification. Gene Ontology annotation, molecular function: pectinesterase inhibitor activity; pectinesterase activity.